Chanos chanos (milkfish) is the source of this 903-nucleotide messenger RNA. RefSeq names its product ret finger protein-like 4A-like protein 1. The transcript has 3 exons. NCBI's taxonomy places the organism in Eukaryota, Metazoa, Chordata, Actinopteri, Gonorynchiformes, Chanidae. The record is from RefSeq and is a predicted model, not a curated record. Gene Ontology annotation, molecular function: protein binding. Bases 1 to 903 code for a protein of 300 amino acids.
AUGGCAGGAAUUCUGAACAUUACAGAAACAAACCCAACACAAAUCGAGGAUUUGCUGACGUGCCCAGUGUGCCAAGACAUAUUUAGAGAUCCACACCAGCUCCCCUGCGGGCACAGCCUCUGUUUGGAGUGUUUGGAGGGCAUGCUACGGCAUGGACCGGUCGGUCAACGGUUCAGCUGCCCAAACUGCAGAGACUCAUUUGGUCCUAAGAUUUUAGUCAGCAAGUGCUACGUAUUAAGCGACAUUUCAGUGGACGUCAGAAACGCCCUCGAGGUUUUCCUUGGUGCCCCCUCGCAGAAUGAUGAACUGUCUAAAACAGUGCAGAGCCAACAAACACAAUUACACAACCUCUAUGUGUAUAUGGAUGACAUAGGAAUUCGCAUGGACAGAGACUCAGCCAGCUCUUUUCUCAUGGUGUCUCGUGACCUUAUGUCUGUGACCCGGGCAAAGAGCCGACUGCAGGUAGUCGACAACCCCUCCCGUUUUGACACAGCCCCCCAGAUUCUGACCACCCCGUGUUUUUCCUCCGGGCAUCACAUCUGGGAGGUGGAGGUUGAGGGCUACUGGGACGUUGCUGUGUCUUACAUGAGCAUCAAACGGAAGGGAAAAGAUGAAACAACCUUUGGGAAUAAUGAAGAGUCCUGGAGUCUUACGCGCACCAGUAAAGGUGAUCUGUCUGCCUAUCACAAGAAUGUAAUAAGGGACGUGAGAAAUACCGUGAAAUACAACCGCGUCUCUGUGGACGUGAAUUUUGCUAAAGGCACCAUAACUUUCUCAGAGGUGGGAAAAAGGUAUUCUCAGUUAUAUAAAUUCUAUGCUAAGCUAACCGAACCCGUUUGUCUGGGAUUUGGCCUAUACCUUGCAAACCCACCAAGCAGUGUGACCUUGAUAAGCAGCUGGUGA